UGGAACCUCAUUAUACGUAAUUCCUUGGAUACCUACGAAUACCUCACGAUUUUCUUUGAUUAGUUGCUCGUUGUUAUUUCCUUGUACAUAGAUUAUGUCCCUGCCGUGCCAAUGAUCGCCCAAUUCCUAUCAUGCGGCCCGUUGUUCUCCCAUGUCUCAACCCCUCAACCUCACACCUCAAUACCGCUCCCAUUCUCUCUCAUAGCAUAUCCCACUACCAUGGCUACCCACGGCCAAGAAUCGCAAGAAGAAGACCAAUAACAACAUCGGCCACCUCAGCUAGAGUCCACUCUGGCCCUAAACCCAUCACCAACCUCCCCAAACUCAUCGUCUCCCCAGGCUCCCAACACCACAACUCUCUCCCGACCUUCCUCGAAUACGCCUCGCGCGUCAACCUCGCACCAGAUCGCACCGUUUACGUAGGCACGCACUAUGAAUACAUCGCCGCAUUAUCGCUCCUCCGCCUCGGCUUCUCGCUGCUUCGCACGGGCAAGAAAUCCGACGCAGGCAUCGACCUCAUCGGACACUGGAUCCUGCCACAGCUUCACGAACCCAUCCCCGUCGUCAUACAGUGCAAGGCGAGGAAAGAGAUGAGCUGUGCACCGCGACAUAUUCGCGAGCUGGAGGGUGCGUUUCGCGGAGUGCCGUCCGCGUGGAGGAGAAAUACGUCCGUGCUGGGGCUGCUGGUCACAACGCAGAAUGCGACCCGGGGGGUUCUGCAGGCGUUGGGUGCUAGUGCGAGACCGAUGGGGUUCCUGAAGGUGACAAAGACGGGGAUGGUGGAGCAGUUUCUUUGGAAUCGGGCGGCGGGGGAGAGGGGGUUGGAGGGCUUGGGUGUUACGUUGAGGUAUACGCCUAAGGUGUUAGUGGAGGAGAAGGAGAAGGAGGUCACGGAGCAAGGGGGCGAAGGGAACAACUGGGAGCUUCCCAAGGAGAUGAAGAGGAGUAGGAAAGAGUGGUACAAGGAUACCGGGACUAUGAAGGAUAUCGUGUUGACGUGGAUGGGGGAGCCGAUAUUUCCUGAGAGGGAGCGCUUAAGUGAGGAAACGUGUCAGUUGGUUGAUACGCUGGGUCUGGAUGAGGACUUGGAAGUCGAAGAGAGGCUACCACGGAAGAGGAAGACGGCUGUCAAGGCCACAGCGGCAAAGAAGGUCGUGAGGGAGAGAAAGUCGACGAAGGAAAGUACGACCAAGAAGGUUGGGACGAAGUCAGUAACGAAGACCGUCACAAAGAAGGCUGCAACGAAGACCGCAACGAAACAGGCAACAAAGACCGGCACGAAGAAGGCUGGAGCGAGCGCAGUCACGAAGAAAAAGACAACCACCGGAAAAUCAUCGAGUCGGACAACCUCAAAUCCGGUGACGGCAAAGCAGGUACCCAAAACCUCAUCAUCCUCGACCAAAGCAAUAGAACUAGCACAAGGAGUGACCAAACGGAGAGGCCGACCGCCCGGCUCCAAGAACAAGAAGACGUUAGAGUUACUCGCCUCACAGGAACAACCGCCAUCGUCAGAUCGUCGUCCUUGAGAUCCUACGCGAAGCAAAUCCAUUGCUAUAUCACUCUCUGCACUCAGACGAAGGGCACAUCGUCUUCCCAACAAAAGGUUGAAGACAACAUACCCGAAGAGAAAGAUACAAUUCAUAUGAUACCCAAUUUAUAGAAAAACUAAACUUCUUAACUAGUCUAUAUCACGUCCUC
Messenger RNA from Aaosphaeria arxii CBS 175.79, 1698 nucleotides. RefSeq lists its product as uncharacterized. Gene Ontology annotation, molecular function: nucleic acid binding. The record is from RefSeq and is a predicted model, not a curated record. Lineage: Eukaryota; Fungi; Ascomycota; Dothideomycetes; Pleosporales. The transcript has a single exon. The coding region runs from base 132 to 1526 and encodes 464 amino acids. Gene Ontology annotation, cellular component: mitochondrion.